Messenger RNA from Symbiodinium necroappetens, 627 nucleotides. NCBI's taxonomy places the organism in Eukaryota, Dinophyceae, Suessiales, Symbiodiniaceae. The record is from the annotation of a GenBank genome assembly.
AUGAAGCGGAUCGUGCUAAGGAUGUCGGAGAUCUACGCCGGUAGAGAGCAGACCAAAUGUAUGCGGAUGACCACAUACGCGGAGUUGUUUUCAGGCUGCUUGAUUGCGGUCAUCGCCGCAGUUUUCGUUGGGCUGUUAGAAACAUAUGGCACCAGCAGCAACUUCCCGCCCGGCACCGCUCACGCAGUCGGAAUCGCUGCCAUCUUGGCGUUGACGGUCCUGGUGGUACUUGAUGGAAUCUUCUCAUGGUCCGCAUUCACAUCUCUUCGCGCCAUCCUGCGCAGCGUGCAGAUGGUCAUGCCGACCGAAUCCAACAAAAGCAUUGUGAGCAACUCCUUGGCCGUUGCGAAAGCAAACCUUUGGCUGGUUGCGCUCGCAGUCCUUGGCACUAGCAUCUUCUAUGCUAUGCUCAUUGUUCUUGUGGGUGCCGUGACCAUCUUCUACCAGCAUGAAUCCGAGCACCAGGAAAGCUAUAAGGGCUACGAAAGCUAUCCAGGCUACUCCGGCUACACCGACGAGCCCUCCGACCCGACACUGGUGCAGGGGAUGCUGCCCCUGAUGAUUUGGUGCCUGGACAGCAUCUUCAAUGACCUCUGCGCCGUCUACCUUGGCUGCGGUCCCAGCCAG